CAUAUAUUUUUAUAUGAACUUUUGUUAAUACUUUAAAUUUUGGUUGGAUUUUUUUUUUAAACAACAAAUAUAAGCAUUUAUAUACUCGAUAAAAUUUAACGACAAUGUUAUUUUUCUAAACCAACCAAUUUUUAAUAACUAUGAGAUAAUAAGAAAUGAAGGUUAUAUUUGUUUUAAUAUCUAUUUUUGUAAUCUACGAAACUAGUGAAUCUCGUCUAAAACGGUCCUUUUCAAUAGAUUUUGAAAAUAAUUGUUUUUUGAAAGACGGAAGCCCAUUCCGAUAUAUAUCUGGAAGUAUGCAUUACUUUCGAAUACCGAAGCUAUAUUGGAACGAUAGCAUGAAAAAAGCCAAAUCGAUGGGGUUAAAUACAAUUCAAUCUUAUGUUGCAUGGAAUAUUCACGAGAUAAAUGAAGGACAUUAUGACUUUAAUGACGAUAAAGAUAUCAUCAACUUUAUAAAUCUUGCCCAGCAAAACGAUCUUUUAGUGAUACUGCGUCCAGGUCCUUAUAUUGACGCUGAAUGGGAGUUCGGAGGUUUUCCUUGGUGGAUGGCGAAAAGCAAUAUGACAAUGAGAACAUCAGGAGACAAAAGUUACAUGAAGUACGUUUCAAACUGGUUUAGUAUUUUACUACCUAUGAUAAAUCAAUAUUUAUACAAAAAUGGCGGACCGAUUAUUGCUGUACAAGUUGAAAACGAGUACGGUAACUACUACGCUUGCGAUCACGAAUAUAUGAAAGAAUUGAAAAACUUAUUUCAACUACAUCUUGGAAACGACGUUGUACUUUUUACUACUGAUGGGUAUACUGACGAUUAUUUAAAAUGUGGUACUAUUCCUUCUCUUUUUACUACAAUUGACUUUGGAACAGAGAUCUCAGCAGUGGAAGCUUUUAAGUUAUUGAGAAACUAUCAAAAAAAAGGACCUUUAGUAAACUCUGAAUUUUAUACUGGAUGGCUAGAUUACUGGGGCAAAAACCAUCAAAAAAGAAAUGCAAGAAAUAUAGCUUUACAUCUUGAUGAAAUCUUAAAAUUAAACGCUUCGGUAAAUUUAUACAUGUUCCAAGGAGGAACAAACUUUGGCUAUAUGAAUGGUGCUGAUAUGAGCGAUGGCCAGUUUUUAAUUUCACCAACAAGUUAUGAUUACGACGCACCGAUAACUGAAGCUGGAGAUUUACAAGCGAAAUUUUUUUCCAUAAGAAACGUUAUUCAAAAAUACACCGACUUUCCUUUGCCACCAGUACCCAUACCCUCUGUAAAAAUGGCGUAUGGCAAAGUCUUUAUGAAAAGUUUUACAAAUUUGAAUCAAGCUAUAAAUCUUUUUUGCUCAAUCAGUCGUCCAGAACAUUCUAAAAAUCCUUUAAGGUUUGAAGAAGCAAACUUAGGCUAUGGGUUUAUGUUGUAUCAAACGGAAUUACCCGAUGUAAAUGUAAAUAAUUAUUUAGAAAUUGAAGAAGUCAACGACCGUUCAACUGUAUAUGUAGACGGUGUAAAGCAAGGUUGCGCAAGUCGAGGACAAGUGGCUUUAAAUAUUACCAAAGGAAAAACAUUGGAAAUUCUAGUUGAAAAUCAAGGAAGACUAGCUUACGCAACUAAAGGAGUUAAAUAUCUUCCUGAUGUGAAGGGAAUCUUAAGUGAAGUACGAAUUAAUCAAAAGAUCAUUAACGAAUGGCUUAUGUUCCGCAUUAACGAUUCAGUGGUUAACAAUCUUCAAAAAAUGAAUAAAUCAACAACAAAACAAAACUCAACAGGAUUGUUUUUUUUCUCAUCGUUUUUUAUAGAAAAAAUACACGAUACAUACAUUAAAAUGAAUGGAUGGAAAAAAGGUCAAAUUUAUAUAAACAACUAUAAUAUUGGUAGAUACUGGUCGAUAGGUCCUCAACAGACACUUUACAUACCAAAAAGUUUUCUUAAAAAAAAAAAGAAUACUGUUACAAUUUUUGAGCUUGAUGAGGCGCCUUGUUUACUUACUAAAAUACGGGAGUGUUUUAUAGAAUUUGUUGAUAAACCUAUUUUAGGUUAGAAA
Hydra vulgaris (swiftwater hydra) is the source of this 2021-nucleotide messenger RNA. Its product is annotated as beta-galactosidase. Gene Ontology annotation, biological process: carbohydrate metabolic process. The record is from RefSeq and is a predicted model, not a curated record. Lineage: Eukaryota; Metazoa; Cnidaria; Hydrozoa; Anthoathecata; Hydridae. Gene Ontology annotation, cellular component: vacuole. Gene Ontology annotation, molecular function: beta-galactosidase activity.